CUGCACUGAUCCUGACGGGGGCGUCUCCUCUUCUUCACUAACUCAUCAUCAUCAUCAUCAUCAUCGGGGACUCCUCGGUACAGAUUCGGCCGUGUCUCCAGGAUCAGGUCUGACUCACCGACAUGCUGACCGGGCUGCGGACCGAGCCCCGGGGGGAGAACCGGACCGAGCCCCGGGGGGAGAACCGGACGGAGCCCCGGGGGGAGCCGGUGGUCCUGGACCCUGCAGCUCUGAGGCAGCAGAGGAGACUCAAACAGGCGAUCCAGUUCCUCCAUAAAGACUCAGCUGACCUGCUUCCUCUGGACGGACUCAAGAAGCUCGGCACGUCCAAACAGGGGCAGCCUCAUCACAUCCUGCAGAAGCGCCUGCUGGAGGCCAAACUGACCCGAGGACGGAUGAACCUGUGUGGAGUCACACCGAACAGCGGAGCACUGCUCCUGACAUGUUCCCAGUUUAAUUCACAUCAGGAUGAGGAGGAAGAGGAGGAGGAAGAUUUCAUCUAUGUGCCCUGCAAGUGUUUGGGACAGAAGGUGAAGCUGCUGAUUGACACAGGCUGCAGACUGAACCUGAUGUCGUCAGAGACUGUGCAGAGAUUAGGUUUGAAGGAUCUGGUGGAGGAGAACAAAGAGGAAACAGAUGGUUUCCCAUUUCAGAGGAAGCUUUGUAUGGACGGACACAUCAGGGAGCUCAGUCUGACUCUGGGCCAGCUCAGAAUAACGAGCUCCUUCACUGUCAUCGAAAGUAACAAACCUCUGAUGUCUCUGGGAAACAAGACGUUAAAGUCACUGAAGAGUGUGAUCGACACGGAGAGGCAGAUGUUGGUGUUUGGGACGACGGUCAGAGAACAACUACAGUUUGUCAAAAAGACGUUUAAUGAGAGCUCCUCUGACUUUAGGUACCUGUGAGCUCUCUGCAUCCCAACAACAACAACAACAACAACAACAACACAGUGACCAAAAGCAGCACAGUUAUUUAUCCUGACAGCUGGACGCCUCUCUGAGGAACUUCAGAUUCACCUGAUGAAUUCUCACUCUGCCUGUUUGUUUGUUUGUUUGUUUGUUUGCAGCAGUAAUGACUCAGACUCUGACCUCACAUACACAGCAGCAGCAGCAGCAGCAGCUGUUCUCACAGACACUUGUUCAUGUAGCAGUAACAUGUAGCCUCAUGUUGUAGCUCACUGCAGUCGGACGUGUCGUUCAGCUGGAACAUUACUGAUCAGAGGUGAUUUAUAGCUCUGUGUUUCUGAUUAAUAAAUAUUAUUCUGUCAGACACACAGUGGUGUUUAUGUGUCACUGGGGAGCGAAGGUUUUUACUUCCUGUGAGCUGUAGCUGAUACAUGUAGCACAACCUCCUGCAGACUGUUUCUCUGCUGUAUUUUAUAAUGUUGUCAAAGUGUUUUUUAGUCUAAAACGUGUCUUUGCAUCGAGGCCACUGCCUUUAACCUUCACAGAGAUGAUAACAGCACCUGUGAUGUGUUUUAUCCUGCGACUGUAACAAAGUGCAGCACUGAGUAUCAAAUAAAAUCAUGUCAAAGUUUC
Epinephelus lanceolatus (giant grouper) is the source of this 1538-nucleotide messenger RNA. Its product is annotated as nuclear receptor-interacting protein 3-like. Gene Ontology annotation, molecular function: aspartic-type endopeptidase activity. The record is from RefSeq and is a predicted model, not a curated record. Gene Ontology annotation, biological process: proteolysis. NCBI's taxonomy places the organism in Eukaryota, Metazoa, Chordata, Actinopteri, Perciformes, Serranidae.